AUGGUGAAGCCUGGAGUGAUUGUUUACCAAAUAAUGGAUGCAUGGGCUCGUAUUGCAAGUUCGUUGACAAAAGAAUUAUAUGCCGAUGCCGAAUUACAAUUUCGGAAAAUAUGUGAAAAAUAUCUCGAUUUAUUAAAAUACAUUGAAAGCACCAUCCUUGACAAAGUGAAGGAGAAGUUUUUUUGUGCGUGGACUGAUAAGGGUGAUUUGUGUAAAGCAUUGGACACCAUAAAUCACAUGAUUUCGAACCAACACAACGAAAUACAAACGUCGUUCGGUCGGAGCAUUACGGUUUUGGAGCAUCGAUUUAAGAAAAACAUCCUUUACUCUCAAUUGAUCGAAAAUGUGUCUCGGGCCGGAUUGAAUUAUAUCUUUCACGAGGCGAAUCGAAGUGAAACCAUUGGUGGUGAUACCGCAAAGUGUGGUUGCACUAUUACUAUCACGUAUGGUCUCCCGUGUGCUUGUGAUAUUUCUAAAAAAGUGAGAUUAGGUGAGCCAAUAACAAUGAAUGAAAUCACUUCUCAUUGGAAGAGACUUAGUUUUGAUGAUGAUGGUUGUGUCGGAGAAGAUUCGAAUAUCUCUAUUAUUUCCGAAUUGGAGGCGAUACAAGAGAGGUUUUCGAAGGCCGAUGACAACAUGAAAUUAUACAUCAAAGAAAAAUUACGGAGGAUUGGAUUUCCCGAAACAACCGACAUGAAACUGCCGUCUCAACCCGUUAAGACAAAAGGUGCUCCGAAGAAAGUGAAGUCUACGCCAAAUGACAACUCGACAACACGGUCUCCUUCAUAUUGUGAGCACGUCGACAAACUCUUUCCCAACUCACCUACUCCGAAAUAG
Messenger RNA from Vicia villosa (hairy vetch), 837 nucleotides. RefSeq lists its product as uncharacterized. The record is from RefSeq and is a predicted model, not a curated record. Bases 1 to 837 code for a protein of 278 amino acids. The transcript is spliced from 2 exons. NCBI's taxonomy places the organism in Eukaryota, Viridiplantae, Streptophyta, Magnoliopsida, Fabales, Fabaceae.